CCCGCCUCUUCUUUGAUUUGAUUGGAUAAACGCGAUUAGAAUCCUUUUCUCUGAUUGGUCAGUGCGUACGUCAUAUGCGGUAGUGCUUUCAUGCAGCAAUGGCAGCAAUAGAGACAGAAAAACGUCGUGGUAGAAAUGCUGCCCUGUCCAUCGCCACUGUGGUUAUUGUGCUUGGCUUGCCUUUAUGGUGGAGGACCACAGAAACCUACCGAGCCUGGCUUCCAUACUCCCAAAUCUCUGAGCUGGACUCAUUACAGCUCCAGUUAAGCGUAGAGGUCGAGGUGGUGUUUUCUCGAGGAACCCUGAGCCCCGAGCAGCAGAAGAAGGUCCCACUCAGUCAGACCCGAGAGCAGGAGCACCAAGUAGACGCUAAGAACAGGCUACGGUACAGAUACGAAACCAAGUACCGCACAGCUACCAUCAUGGAGGAGGACGCUUUAAAUCAGCCCUCAGCUCAAGAGGCGGAUCUUUCUCUGCACACGCUCAGUGAGAGCGCGUGUGGCUCGGUCGUGGUGUACGUCGUCCCCGAGUCCUCCACCUUGUUACCGGCUGAUGUGAAGGUGUAUGUGGGUCAGUGGCGCACCGCCCUGCUGCGUGCCGCUCCGCUUCCUGCCUCUGGGAGUCUGAAGGAAGUGCUAUCCGCUGUGGAGCCUCAAGUCAAGCAGGUGAUCGACACCAUGUCCUUCAGCCACCAGGAAAUCAUUGGUGCUCUGAGUGACCGUAUCCGUAUCAGCCAGGUCAGCAAGGAGAGCCUGGUCGACAGCAUGAGGGCCACCAAGUCCAGUCCAGGUUAUGAAAUAACGUUCAGCUUGUUGAACCCUGACCCCAAAUCCCACAGCCUGCACUGGGACAUUGAGGGAGCUGUUCACAGCUACAUCCAACCUCUUCUGAACAAACUGAGCCCCAUCGCCAACUUCUCCGUGGACUCGCAGAUCCUGUACUACGCCGUGUUGGGGGUCAACCCUCGUUUUGAUAACGCCGUAUCGGCGUACACUCUGAACGCAGCCAGUCUGGCGCACGUCAUCAACCCUGUAGAGGCCAGACUAGGCUCCAACGCUGCGUCUUCGUAUCCGGUGCUGAACUUCCUGCUGUAUGUCCCCGAGGCUCAUCACUCUCCACUCUUCAUCAGAGACUACAAGAAGAAGGAGGUGCCUUCAAACGCGUUCCACAGCCCCCGCUGGGGAGGGAUUAUGGUGUACAACGUGAACGACAUGUAUGGCCCCGAGGCGGACUUUCCUGUCCACAUCGACAUCAACAUGGCUAAAGUAAUGGGUGUCUUCUUGGCACAGUUGAGGCUGUUAUUGGGCGUCCAGAAGACACAGCCUCCCCCUGGUUUCGUUCUGCAGAGCCCAGGCAGUGCCGGAUUGGCCGACUGGGAGCUGGACCGGCUGCUGUGGAGUCGCAGCGUAGAGAACGUGGCCACUGCUACGACCACCAUCACAUCGCUGGCUCAGCUCCUCGACCAGAUCAGCAACAUCGUCAUUAACGACAACAUCGCGCAGCAGGUGUCCAGUGCGGUCGCGUCUCUCCAGGCUGCCACGGCUGAGCUGGAGGCCGGGAACCUGGCCUUUGCCCUGCAGUACAGUCGCGAGGCCAUACUGGCUUCUGAGAGAGCGUUUUUCGACCCGUCUCUCUUACAUCUUUUAUACUUUCCUGACGACCAGAAGUUUGCCAUUUACAUCCCUCUCUUCUUGCCCAUGUGUGUUCCCAUCGUGCUCUCACUGCUCAAGAUCGUCAACGAGAUUAGACAGAAACGUGCUGAAAAACUGGCCAAAAAGGACUAACACACACACACACACACACACACACACUCACACACACACACACGGUGCCUGUGAGUGUUGUUUUAAUGCACUGAUUGCUCACUACACUGUAAGUUGUUACUAAAGACAGUCUAUUGUGUAGAUAUUUAUUAUUUUCUGUUUAAAUUCCGAACUAUGAAAUCUUGAAUAGUUUUCAUAUAAUUUUGAAUGUUAUUGUCACAGAACCAAUGACGUUUAUUCCUUUCUUUCUCUACUACAAACCAGGUUUUGAUUUAAAUUUUCUAUACAUUUUUUUUUUAAAUGAAAUGAAUAUGCAAAAAAACCUUUUUUUAUCACUUAAUUUCCAUGUCCUUUAAUAUAUCUUUGCCGUAAAUCCGAUUAUAAAACCGAACCGUCUCUAUUUCACAGAUUCACUCCCUGUUUCUUUAUCUUUGGUUUUUUUUGUGUGUGAUUUUUAUUUUGUCAUUAUUAUUCUUUUUUUUGCUUCAGAACAACAUUAAAUUGGGAAAAAAAAAACACACCACCUCUACACAUGGACAUAACACAAUGUAUGACGUUAGUGGGCAAGUCGUGGCCUAAUGGUUAGAGAGUCUGACUCGUAAUCCUAAGGUUGUGGGUUCGAGUCUCGGGCCGGCCAUGACCGGGGUGCUCUUGAGCAAGGCACCGAAUCCUCCAACUGCUCCCCGGGCGCCGCAGCACAAAUGGCUGCCCACUGCUCCGGGUGUGUGUUCAUGGUGUGUGUGUGUUCACUGCUGUGUGUGUGCACUUUGGAUGGGUCAAAUGCAGAGAACAAACUCUGAGUAUGGGUCACCGUACUUAGCCGUAUGUCACGUCACUUUCAGCUGUAAAUUUAUAGACACGGUGUGUAAUGUAUGUUUUGUCAGAAAUCCACUCAGACUCAGUAUUUUGUCCACAUCUUGUUGGAUUACAUCAAAAUAAAAAUCAUCAGGUGUCGAUGGGCAACAAGUUCUAACUAAGUUCUACACGUAUUCUGUGUGAAAUCUGUAGGAUUGUGCAAUUUGCCUCAUUUUAACUUACUUAAGUCUGGAUUUAAGUCUAGAGCUGAGAUAAAUAAUGCGCACUGUAGCCAAAAUUUAUUUGUUUGUAUCAGGACAAAAAUCUGUUCUAAGGAAAGUAUUAAACCUUCCUGUAAGUCUUAUGCUUGAGCUUCAGGGGAAGUGUUUAAUAUUUAAAACGCACGGCGAUCUGAUGCAGGAAGCCAUAAAAUCUGCUUUUAAUCAUUAAUUGUUUUAAAUGUGAUUUAAAUUUCAUUUGUUUUUGUUGGGAAAUCACCUUCGAUUGCUACUGCCUAUGGGCUCAGACUGACGAUUCCAAUAAAUUGUGGUUUUAUGUAUUUAUUUA
Molecule: messenger RNA, 3125 nt
Organism: Tachysurus fulvidraco (yellow catfish)
Lineage: Eukaryota; Metazoa; Chordata; Actinopteri; Siluriformes; Bagridae
Gene: pigs
Product: phosphatidylinositol glycan anchor biosynthesis, class S
Exons: 12
Coding region: 99-1784 (561 amino acids)
Biological process (GO): attachment of GPI anchor to protein
Cellular component (GO): GPI-anchor transamidase complex
Source: RefSeq, a predicted model, not a curated record